AUGUCUUUCAAUCUGCGAUCUUCGGAUACUGAAUGUCCAAUUUUUGGGACACCACAACCGUUAUCGGUUGUAAUGCUGCCUACCUACGAGGAUAUCAUGAAACAUUUUUUAUUUAUCACUAAUGAGAUGAAAAAAACAUGCAAGAAGAGCCCUUCAAUGAAGUUGAUCCGCGGAAAAAUUGUUAAAAACGUAGUUGAAAUAUGGGCUAAAGCUUCGAUUCCUACUGUGUCCGUUCAACGUGUUGAAUCGAUGUUUUCGACGUUUUACGAAAAGUAUAAAAAUGCUAAGAAAAGUUUCGGAUCUAAAGCUCAUACAACUGAGAACAAUAAGGAUAAAAGUAAAACAGCGUUGCUUGAAAUGGCGCAACAGUUAUUUGAUAUAGCUGCAUGUAAGUGCCCUGAACCGAAAUUUUGCAAGUGUCCGACUUUUAAGAAGAUUCCGUUUCUCGAAUUAAAAUUUAUGGAAGAUCAGCGAACCGUUCGUAAAAUGGGAGUCGGAGGAGUUGAUCAAAAAGAAACAAAAAAUAUGAGAGACAAAGAGGAGCGGAAAAUUAAACGGAUCGCUCGGUCAAAAAGUCUACAAACUAUUAAAAAUAUUCAAGGUGAAUCUACAUCAUUUUUUUCUCCUGAAUCGGAAUCAGGUCAAGACUCAGAUAGUGAAACGGACGAAUGGUGUCCCCAAAAACGCUCAUUAUCAUUGGAAUCGAGUUACUAUAAUUGCAAAAAACUUAAAAACGCAUCUGUAGCAGCUGAUCGUUUUGUAGUGUCCAGCGGCUCGGCAGCAGCAAUUAUAUCUGGAGCUCUGCAGGAUUAUAAGCUGGUCACUGGCAGUGAUUCCAGUUUGCUUGUUGAUAAAAGUAAACUUAAUAGACAGAGGUCAAAGAUAAGAACUGAAAAACGAGAAGAAGCGUCAAUAUCACUCCAGACUAACACAGUGACAGCAAUAUAUUUUGAUGGGAAAAAGGAUGAGACUAAAACCGUUGAUAAAACCGGAAAUAAGAGUCGCACAAUCAGUAAAAUUGAAGAGCACAUAUCUGUGUUAUCCCAACCAAACGACGAAUAUUUAACGCAUUUAACGCCGGCUGGUGGAACAGGGGAACAAAUCGCAAGUGUUUUAUUUGAAUAUUUGCAGAACCUACCUGCAUUGGAUUUGCGCGCUGUUGGAUGUGACGGAACCAACGUCAACACAGGUUGGAAGGCAGGAGCAAUCGCAUUACUAGAGAAAAAAUUAGGAUAUCCAGUGCAAAGGUUCAUUUGCUUGCUUCAUGGCAAUGAACUUCCCCUUCGACAUAUGUUUCAAAAUAUUGAUGGAUCAACGACUGGGCCAACAUCUUUCAGCGGCCCCAUCGGAAAAUCGCUUGUGCGCUGCUUAAGUCUUCAGGUAGUACAAUUUAAAAAAAUCGAUGUGGAAAUUCCAAAUUUUGAUUCGAAACUUUUGAGCACAGAUCAAAAGUACUUAAUUGAUAUUGCCCACGCAAUCAAGUCUGGUCUUUGCCCAGACAAUUUGGCAUCGAGGGAUCCUGGACCGCUAAACCAUUCGCGCUGGGUGACAACGGGUAACAGACUAAUGAGAGUUUAUAUUGGAACAAUGAAUCCAUCUGUUGAGUUAGUUACCUUAGUAGAGUUUGUCAUGAAAGUAUAUGUACCGAUGUGGUUUACCAUUAGAAAAGAGCCCUCGUGUACUAAUGGAAGCAGACACAUGAUGAAGCAAAUAACACUCUCGUCGUACUUACCAACAAAAUACAAGGUCAUCGUUCAACAAGUAAUACAGCAAAAUGCUUACUUUCUGCAUCCAGAAAAUGUUUUAAUUUGUAUGGUAACUGAUAACGAUCCUGAGAUCCGAAAACGGGGAUUGGAAUUAGUGUUAUUAAGCAGGGAGACCGCCAAAAAAGAAGGAAAAAUUCGUCCAUUCCGUGUUCCAAAAAUAAAUUUUGAAGCGACGCACUACUCGGACCUCAUAAGUUGGGAUGAAAUCGAUUUAACUACUCCACCUGCGAUGAACAACUUUUCUACAUCAGAACUUGCGGAUUAUUUCAAUCAGAAUGAAGUGCCUCAAUUGCCAAUUUUAGACUAUCCAUGCCAUACACAAAGCGUUGAGCGUAUUGUUCAAGAAGUUAGCAAAGCUUCUAAGAUGGUUUGCGGAUUUGAAGCACGCGAUGGCCUAAUUCUGAGUAAAAUAAGUCAUAGGAAGCUCAUGCCCAGUCUUCGCACUAAGGCAGAUUACAAGAUUUCUACGGAAGAAAAAUCCAUUGUGUAA
Macrosiphum euphorbiae (potato aphid) is the source of this 2256-nucleotide messenger RNA. The record is from the annotation of a GenBank genome assembly. NCBI's taxonomy places the organism in Eukaryota, Metazoa, Arthropoda, Insecta, Hemiptera, Aphididae.